AUGCUAAGUAAUUCGCUAGUGAUUGCCUGUUUAUUGGUGAUAAUAACUACCAUAGCAUUUAUCACAGUGCAAAAGACAUCAUCAUCAAAGACUGGGAUUAAACAAAAGAGUUAUCAGCCAUCUAUUGUUAUUGCAGGUCCUCAAAAUACAGGCAAGACUAGCUUUCUUACGCUACUAACCACAGAUUCCGUGAGACCAACCGUCGUGUCCCAGGAACCGUUAUUAGCGGCGAAUUACAAUAAUUCUAGAACUAGUUUGGUGGAUUUCCCAGGCCAUGUAAAAUUACGCUAUAAGCUCUCUGAAUACUUGAAAACAAGAGCUGCAUCUAUCAAGGGGCUUAUAUUCAUGGUGGAUUCCACAAUCGAUCCUAAGAAAUUAACUACAACCGCUGAGUUCUUGGUAGACAUAUUAUUGAUCACUGAAUCUAGCUGUGAGAAUGGUGUGGAUAUUUUGAUCGCAUGCAACAAAAGCGAAUCAUUUACUGCAAGACCAUCAUCAAAGAUUAACGAUGCUUUAGAAAACGAAAUUCAAAAGAUCAUUGAAAGGAGAAAAAAAUCGUUAAACGAAGUCAAAAGAAAGGUCAACGAAGACGAGGAUACCGAGAAUUCAUUAGAUGCUUUACAAUCUGCUAAUGGGUUUAAAUUUGCAAAUAUGGAAGGGUCUGUCGUUACCAUCGAGGGUAGUGUCAGUAAGAAUAAUAUUUCCAAAUGGCAAAAAUGGAUAGACGAAAAACUUUAG
This is a messenger RNA of Saccharomyces eubayanus, 738 nucleotides long. It is a transcript of the gene SRP102, whose product is annotated as Signal recognition particle receptor subunit beta. The coding region runs from base 1 to 738 and encodes 245 amino acids. The record is from RefSeq and is a predicted model, not a curated record. NCBI's taxonomy places the organism in Eukaryota, Fungi, Ascomycota, Saccharomycetes, Saccharomycetales, Saccharomycetaceae. The transcript has a single exon.